Rotaria sordida is the source of this 1731-nucleotide messenger RNA. The record is from the annotation of a GenBank genome assembly. Lineage: Eukaryota; Metazoa; Rotifera; Eurotatoria; Philodinida; Philodinidae.
AUGGCACACGGAAUUUCAAAUGAUGAUCCAACAAAAAAAGAACAUGUUGAUGCACCAGAAAUACUUGAUAAAAAACUUGAUCAAUUAGCAGAUUGGAUUCGAAAUGCUAAACAUUUUAUUGUAUUUACAGGUGCCGGUAUAUCGACAUCAACUGGUAUUCCUGAUUUUCGAUCGAGUAUGAAUACAAUAUUACCAACAGGACCUGGUGUAUGGGAACUUCGAGAUCAUCCCGGUGCAAAACGUGCACCAAAUGCUCGUACAACAUCAUCAACAAAAGCUAUUCCAUCAGUUACACAUAUGGCUCUUGUUGAAUUAGCUCGUCGUAAUCUUCUUCAUUUUGUUGUUUCACAAAAUACUGAUGGUCUUCAUUUACGUUCUGGUUUAUCAUCAACAUUAUUAGCUGAAUUACAUGGAAAUUCAAAUUUAGAAACAUGUAAAAAAUGUCGUACAAAAUAUUUACGUGAUUAUCGUACACGUACGGCUAACAAAGUUCAUGAGCAUGCAACAACUCGAAAAUGUACGAAAUGCAGUUCAACACUUUAUGAUUCAAUUAUUAAUUUUGGUGAAAAUCUACCUGAAUAUGAAUUAGAAACAAGUUUUGAUCAUGCAGAACGUGCAGAUGUUUGUCUUGUCUUAGGUUCAUCAUUACGUGUAACUCCAGCAGCUAAUAUUCCAGAACGAGUUGGUGAACGUGGUGGAAAAUUAAUUAUUGGAAAUUUACAAUUAACUCCAUUAGCAAAUUUAGCUAAAUUAAAUGUUCAUGCAUUGUGUGAUGAUUUAAUGCGAGGAUUAAUGGCUAAAUUAGAUAUUCCUAUACCAGAAUGGGAACUUCAUCGACGAAUACGUAUUACAAUUAAAGAUCAAACUUUAUCAAUAAUGGGUCUUGAUCUUAAUCAAGAUAUAGCUUAUACACUUUUUUCAACAAUAAAAAUAUCAGUACGAGAAGGAACUGAAUCAAAAUAUGAUUCAAAAGAGAUUAAAGGUGUAGAACCAAUUGAACAUAAAAUAAAAGUCAAUAAUCCAAAUGAUAAAAUGAAUGUUUAUGUUGAAUUAAAUUGGCAAGGACAUUACAAUGAACCAACGAGAAUAUUAUUUAUGGGUUCAAAUGUAUCACAACCACCAAUUGAAUUAAGUGCAGAAGAUAUUGAAUUUAUUUCAACUAAGGCUAAUAUUGAUCAUGAAAAUGUGCAAGUUUGGUAUGAAAAACUUAAGGCUGCUUGUCCAAAUGGGAAAAUUUCUAAAACAGAUACAGUGAAUUUCAUACGAAGUAUAAAUAGUGGUAAAGAAGAGCAAAUUCAAAAAAUGGCAAUAGAUAUUCAUAAAGCAUUUGACACUAAUAAUGAUGGAAUUGUUGAUCAACGUGAAUUUUUAAUUGGUUUUGCUUUAACAUCUACGGGUAGUGUUCGUGAAAAGCUUAAAUAUGUCUUUCGAACAUAUGAUCAUGAUAAAGAUGGUGUUAUUAAUAAAAAAGAAAUAGACCGAAUGGUUAAAAUUGUAAUGAGACUUCGUGCAAAAGAUGAUCCAGAAAAUACUGCACGUAUUAUUGAUGACUUAAAAACAUCACUUGAACAUCUUAAUGGAAGCAAAGAUUUUGAUGAUAUAAAAAUAACAUCACAAGAUUUUAUUCAAUUAUUAAUGAAUAAUAAAGAAUUAUGUGAAUUAUUGUCACCAUUCAAUAUAGAACAACCAAGAGAAAUUAUUGUUCAGCAAUCAUAUUCUCGAUCAAAAUAA